Puccinia triticina is the source of this 1221-nucleotide messenger RNA. RefSeq lists its product as uncharacterized. The coding region runs from base 1 to 1221 and encodes 406 amino acids. The record is from RefSeq and is a predicted model, not a curated record. The transcript is spliced from 2 exons. Lineage: Eukaryota; Fungi; Basidiomycota; Pucciniomycetes; Pucciniales; Pucciniaceae.
AUGGUUGAGGGAGCGAACAUGCAAGUAGCGGCGAUGAUCAGAUCUUUUCGAUCGAUUAACCCAGAUGGAAAGGCGGAGAAUGACUACCAAGAAUUGUUCAAGCAAGCAAGCAACAACUUAGAAAGACGAGUGCGCAGCCAUCGUCCCCGGAAGCUGUUUGAUUGCGAUAAUCUAUAUGAUCCUCCCAACAGGUUGGAACAUACUAUCCUGCCGGCGUUGAAAGGAAAGCUACGGUCGUUAUCACUUGCUCUGAAUGAAUCGGACUUGCAAUCAAGUCAGUCGAAAUCCUGGUAUGAUAGAGUUUUCGACCACUUAAUAGAAAUCGAAGACCUCUUGGAACAGACAGAUAUUUCUGUUAUAUCCACUUGGAGGGGCUUAGAGCCCAUCCAAAAAUUCCCAAUCAUCGUCAAUCCUCCUUUCAGAGUCGAAAAACUUUUAAGUCUAGUCGAAGAUCUGUUCGAACACGAACUUCGUCAAUUGUUUCAGGAGUGCCAAAACUUUUUCGAUCAUCUUGACAGUCUUUCAAGCCCAUCGACCAGAGAUCCACCAACUGCCGCACAAGGAAACCUUGUCGAACAAAAGACAGUUGUGUCUGUUCGAGCGAUUGAUUAUAUCGUCCAAUCUUUCCGAAAACCUUCGUUGGUGCUGGCAAAGGAACGAUGGCACGACUUGGCCACAGGUUUCGAUUAUUUCUUUGAAUUCCCUCCGGAAAGAGCAAGCUUGUAUUUGGUUCAGCCCCAUUGGCCCCUCCCAAUGAAAGAGGUAUAUAUACACAGGAACCUGAUAACAAUGAUGACAUUUCCAGCCGCAAUUCCAAUCAUCAAAUUAUGUCGGACGUAUUUCAACAAACUUGUGCGAUCGGCCAGCAGUCACUCAUUGAUUUUUACUUCUCCAUCCAUGAAUAUGGAAGAGGAGCGACUGAUGGAGUUGAUAGAACAAACGAUGAAUUUUAAACAACAUACAUAUACUUUCUUGGGGUCGUUUCAAUGCUACUCGCCUUCACUCGAAAAAGCUUUGGACGAAACAAAUUGUUUCGAAAGUGCGUUUGACGGAUUAACAUCGCCCAUCUUAGAGGACUAUUGGGACUCGUUGUUAGCAAUUCAAGAUCCACGUGUGGAUCAACAAGCGAUUGCCGAUGCUCGACGAUGGCUCAAAUCUUGGAAGUCCCUGUUUUCUCUCGCCGUUCAAAAUUUUGCGGAAGUUAUUCGAGAGUUAAUUUGA